Messenger RNA from Sorex fumeus (smoky shrew), 1164 nucleotides. RefSeq names its product phosphoseryl-tRNA kinase (gene PSTK). The transcript is spliced from 6 exons. Bases 26 to 1099 code for a protein of 357 amino acids. The record is from RefSeq and is a predicted model, not a curated record. Gene Ontology annotation, molecular function: kinase activity; tRNA binding. NCBI's taxonomy places the organism in Eukaryota, Metazoa, Chordata, Mammalia, Eulipotyphla, Soricidae.
GUCACUGGGCGUCCGUCCGCGCAGCAUGAGGACGAGCGAGGGGACCCGGCGCGAGCGCGCCCAGGGGCCGCGGAAACUAGGGCUCUGCGUCCUCUGCGGCCUCCCCGCGGCAGGGAAGUCCACGCUCGCGCGGGCGCUCGCCCAGCGGCUCCGGCUGGAGCUGGGCUGGGCCGUGGGCGUCGUCGCCUACGAUGACGUCAUGCCGGAGGCGGUCCCGGAGGAGGCGCGCGCGCGCCCAUUGCCGGCCCCAUGGAAGCUUCUCCGGCAGGAGCUGCUGGCGUACCUGGAGUCCUUCCUGCGCGCGGUCACUGACGGGACCCCACUGGCUGCCCCGCCCCAGAGGACCGAGGCCAUGUGGGGAGACUUUGUCACUUGCUUAAAGAAUCAAGACCUGCUGCCCGCCCCGGCGCCGGACGCCCCGUCUCACUGCCCCUUCUCGCAGGCCGCGGGCUCCAGACCUUUGUUUCUGAUUUUAGACGACAACUUCUAUUACCAAAGUAUGAGAUACGAAGUCUACCAGCUGGCUCGGAAAUAUUCCUCAGGCUUCUGCCAACUCUUCCUCGAUUGCCCUCUGGACACCUGCUUGGCAAGGAACGCACAGAGAGCCCGGCCCGUGCCUGCCGAGACCCUGCGCCAGAUGGCCGGGAAGCUGGAGAGGCCGGAUCCCGAGAAGAACGCGUGGGAGCGCCACAGCCUCAGUGUCCUGAGCAUGGCGGGUGACUCCUGCGACAGCCAGGAACUCACUGACCUGCUGCGGGCCGCCCUGGAUGACCCCGUAAAGGCCACGGAGGACAACGUGGAGCAGAAGGAAGCGGACAGGAUCAUCUGCGCAGAGAACGCCUUCCACCAGGCCGACCAGAGCCUGCGGAGAGCCGUCUCGCAGACAAUGAAGGAAGCGAAAGGACGGAUAUCUCCUUGCAGCGUGAAGCUUCUAGCCCAAGACCUUAACAAGCUCAAAGCAGAGUUUCUGGAAGAUCUUCGACAAGGAAACCAGAAAGGCCCGCGCUGUGGACAAGCCACUCACCCCUCGGAGAUCAUUUCCCUUUUUCAUUGCGAGAAAAAUAACAUUGUACAGAGGUAUCUCCCAAAGAAUCAUUAAACUCCAUUUCCAAAUGUCUUGAUUUUCAGUAUUUUGCAAAAUUAAACCAAAUCUGUAUUACAGGA